Callorhinchus milii (elephant shark) is the source of this 6207-nucleotide messenger RNA. RefSeq names its product AF4/FMR2 family, member 3 (gene aff3). The record is from RefSeq and is a predicted model, not a curated record. NCBI's taxonomy places the organism in Eukaryota, Metazoa, Chordata, Chondrichthyes, Chimaeriformes, Callorhinchidae. The transcript has 22 exons. Bases 36 to 3980 code for a protein of 1314 amino acids. Gene Ontology annotation, biological process: regulation of gene expression. Gene Ontology annotation, cellular component: nucleus; super elongation complex.
GAGAGCUGCAGCCGAACAGUCCCUCCACCACCGCUAUGGACAUCUUCGACUUGGACAUUCUCAACGACUGGGACCUGGAGACGUUUUGUGUCUAUGAACAAGACAGAAAUGCACUGCGAAGAAAGGAAUGGGAAAGGAGAAACCAAGAGGCUCACCAGCUUGAUGAAACUUUUAACACUGAUUAUCCUCUCUUUAGUGAGCCAUAUAAGACUAACAAGGGAGAUGAACUGUCGAGCCGUAUUCAAAAUACGCUAGGAAACUAUGAUGAAAUGAAAGACCUAUUGACUGAUAGGUCAAAUCAGAGUCACCUUGUAGGCAUUCCCAAAACUGGCAUUUCACAAACUCCAAUUGAAAGUAUUGAUCAACAUUUAUUUCAAGACUCAAGAAACCUGAUGCAAUGUCCUUUUCCUAGCAACAACAGCUCUACAUCGACCGUGCUCCCACCACUGUACUCCUCAUCGCCUAUUCCACCCAGUCUAUGUGGCACAAAAUCAGCAAUGGAUUUAGCACACAAAGGACAGAGUUCUGGAACUGGAUGUAAUGUUGUGUCCAGUGACCAGCUGAGAAAAAAUAAACAUGGACAUGGAGAUGGGAAUGAUGGAAAUAGAGUGUGUGAUUCACAUAGCAGUUGGAAUGAACAUAACACUGAACAUCAGACGAAGAAAGAGGAUCAUGGAAACAUUCAGUCAUCAAGCCCAACAUCACAUUCUAGCCAGAAUAUGGCUCUUAAAUCUAUGAUUGGUAAUUCAAGUAAGCAACAUCAAAAUGCGUUUUCUUGUGAUGUCAAUGUACACUGUCAUACUCCAGAUGUACCAACCUCAUCAGCUUCCACAACCCAUGCCAAAGGUACACUUUCUGCUCAGAGCUUCCCUCAAUCUCUUUCUUCUAAGUCUAAUGCAAUCCAACAAAAGCCAACAGCUUAUGUAAGGCCAAUGGAUGGUCAAGACCAAGCACCAAAUGAGUCUCCGGAACUAAAACAAUCAGUGGAAACUGUCAUAUCUUACAGCGAUCAGCCUUUUGGAGAACUGCCGGAUGCAAAAAUUAAUGUACCUGCCUCCAAGGCUAUCAUAGCAAAGCUGACCAUUCCCCAGGCAGAAGAGGCAAAGGUCGGUGGCAGCAGUGACAACAACUGUGUUGAAGAAAUAUUACGGGAGAUGACCCAUUCAUGGCCACCUCCUUUGACUGCCAUUCACACACCAAGCAAGGUGGAACCAAGCAAGUUUUUGUUUCCAGCUAAGGAUUCUCAGCAUGUAGACACUGGCUACAAUGAUACAAAGAAAGAAAUUCAAGCAAAGAGCCCUUCGGAUACCUCACUUCAGAAAUUAAUGCUGGAGGAUGAUCUUAAAAUCAGCAGUGAUGAAGAAGAAAAUGAACAGCAGAUGCCCCAGAAGUCUGUACUUAGGACUAUUCCUGAGAGUGAUCUGAUGCACCAAGCCCAGGUUGCAGCUUCAGGUCAUUCCAACGCCGGGUCAAGCAGUUCCAGUGGAUCAGAAAGCAGCUCGGAGUCUGACUCUGAGAGUGAAAGUAGUUCCAGUGACAGCGAUGGCAACAAGCCUGCAUCCAUCACCACCCCCGAGCCAGAACAGCCAUCAACUAACAAAUGGCAACUUGACAAAUGGUUAAACAAGGUGAAUCCACGCAACAAGAAUGCUACUGUUAGCCAAAAUACCAACCAUGGGCUCAGCAACAAUCCAUUCCAUGCACAACAGCAGUGUGAGAACGAAGAAAAGGGAAAAGCUCUUGCACCUAAUCAAACAGACUUCAAAGAGAAGGAAAGUCCAUGCCCUAAUAGAGAAAAGCAGAGACCUAGAACUGCUCAUAAAACUCCAGUCACUAAAGGUGGCAAACAGAAGCCACUUACUCAGAAUGAAAAUGCCUCUCAGAGAAAAACACUUGGCAAAAAGCAACCCAGUAAGGCAGAAAGAGCAUCCACUGGCGACGAUUUCAGCUUGCUCAAUCUGGAGAAUCACAACAAUAUUCCUAAGGGCAAACCAAGCCAGAACACUGGUGCAUCACAACAGCACAAACCCAAGCCUAAUGCCAACAAAGCAGGACCUAAAAAAGAACCACAGACCACUUCUCUUUGUGACAAGAGAAAACCCAAGGGACCUGGCAAAAAUCUACCUAAAUCAAAAGAAUUUAUUGACACCGAAUCUUCUUCAUCAUCUUCUUCAUCCUCUUCAUGCUCAGGAUUGGACUCAGAUCAUGAAGAAUCUCUUCUGGCCAAAUGUUCAUCAACUUCUACUCCACCAGCCAGCAACCACAUAUUAAAGGACUGUAGCAGCAACCUCAGCAGAGUCAGUAGUUGCAAUGCAGUGAGCUCUGUUAAUGCAAGGACUACGAAUGAACCACCCAAUGACUCAGAUGGGCAGUUGUUUACUUUAGUUCCUUUUGGUCGAAAUGAACUUCUUUCACAGUUAAAAGAAAAUGAAGAAGCCAAGUCACUGUGGGUAAAAAUUGAUUUGACACUUUUGUCCAGAAUUCCUGGUCAUUUACCCAAAGAGUCUUUAGCCCAAAAAAGUGACACAAAGGGGGAAGAAAGUGAUAUCAUUGAUGAAGGUUCUAGUUCCUUACGAGAAAAAACAGCAAAAUCAAGAAGAAAACGCAAGUCUGAAACCAAUGAUGCUCAUAGUGAGAAUAAGAAGAACCAUUUGGAGAAUGAACCUUUAACUGCAGCAUUACCCUUCACUGAUAACUCUUCUGUGCCAACUCAAAAAGCUAUUACCAUCAGCGAAAUGUCCAAGCAAACAAAUGAAACAGUAAAGGAAAUUCAUCCUUCACUUUCAUCUGUAUCAGACAUAUCGGAACAAAAACACCCCUCUGAAACCAGUACUUCAGUCAAAGGAAACUGCGAUUUGCCAGACAACUCCUCGUCAGCAUCCCUUUCCUCAAAGGAUUGGAAAUCUGAGAGCAAAGCACAGACUUGCACUAAAGAUUCAAGCAAAGGGUUCCCAGUUAAUUUAGAAAACAAUCAUCUUUGCUGCAAUAAUCAACAGUCUCAAGAAAACCUGUGGUCCUCAGCAUCAAAGGAGUUUAUAGACUCCAGGAGACCGAAGCUCAUAUUCGAUGACAAGCAGCACAGGGCAGACUACUAUAUGCAGGAAGCAAAGAGAAUGAAACACCAGGCUGAUGCUAUGGUGGAGAAGUUUGGAAAGGCAAUCAAUUAUAUAGAUGCAGCACUGUCUUUUAUUGAAUGUGGCAAUGCAAUGGAACAAGGACCUCUUGAAGCCAAAUCUCCAUACACUAUGUAUUCUGAAACAGUUGAACUCAUCAGGUACGCUAUGAGACUAAAGGCUCAUUCAGGUCCAACGGCAACUCUAUCAGACAAACAGCUAGCUGCUUUGUGUUACCGCUGUUUGGCUCUCCUUUAUUGGAGGAUGUUCAGACUUAAAAGGGACAAUGCUGUUAAAUAUUCCAAAGCACUUAUUGACUAUUUCAAGUGCAACAGAAAAGAAGUACUAAACAACAGCAUUGCACAUGCACACCAGAAGGAACUGUAUGGGCAGCAGUACUGCAGUCACCCACCACCGAAAUUGAAAGCUCAGGCACACACCCGGCAUUGCUGCAGUUUUAAACAGAAAAAGGGAUCUUCUAAAACUGGUCAGGCGUCAUCCCCAUGGGGUGCCAGUGGGAAGAACAUUGGAACAUCUUCACCGAUGUCACCUUCACCUUCCCCAGUUAGUUCAGUCGGAUCCCAUGGGAGCAGUUCCAGUACCACUGCAUCAUCUCCUUCCUCAACCAUUAACAUUCCGCACCGUAUCCAUCAGUUGGCUGCUAACCAUGUAAACAUCACCAAUAGCAUUCUCUACAGUUACGACUAUUGGGAGAUGGCUGAUAAGCUGGCCAAGGAGAACAAAGAAUUCUUUCAUGACCUUGACAUAAUGAUGGGACCUGUAACACUACAUAGCAGUAUGACGCAUCUUGUCCGCUAUACUCAACAAGGAUUGCACUGGAUACGAAUUAGUACACACAUGUUGUAGUGACUACACUUCAGCAGCUUAAAUGGACUUCCAAAUCAAAAAUGUUGAACACCUGGUCUCAUUGCCUCUACUUUUGAUGAUAUUAAAAGCAAUCUUUGUAGUGGACUUCGAACCUUAAAUUUGGUUGUUCCUCAAUAUUAAAGAUUGUUGUGUUUCAGUCUAUAAAUAUAUCAACAAGCAGAUUGAAAAAGUACCAGUGCAAUUUUCAGCACUCUUGCUCCCUACUCUCUAUCCAUGCUCUAUCACCUCCUCUCUCUCUGUUUAAAAAUAUAUACACCUGUCCUAUCACAUCAGUUUGCAGUUCCUAAAUAAUCCAAGCCUUGGGUUACAAGAAUUUUAGUCUGAUUGUCAUGGCACUUUGCAAACAAUCCUCCAAUUGCAGACUUCAAACACAUUUUUGGGGUGUUUUGUUUUUGCUCUUUUUUACAGUUUACAUCCUUUGAUGCAACACUACAAAGUCACGUGAACGCAAUGGUAAAUCUGCAUAUUGCACACACACAACGUAAAAAAGAGUAAAUGCAAUUCUAAUGCAAUAAAUAAAAUAUGAUUAAAAUGAUUAAUCAAAAAGCCAGUUAGUUUCAGGCUGACGACGAUGUUAAAUAAUGGGGAAUUUAAUUUGCGAAAACGGACAUGAUAUUUAAGGAAUAUUGAUAAGAACAUGUGUAGCAGUUGUAAAUAAUGUAUUGACUUUAUUUUGAGAAAGAAUAAAAGGGUGUUCUAAGGUCCAAACAUUAGUUGAUAGCUUUCUCAUUGUAACUCACCUCACACAUUAAAUAUGAUAGCAUUUGUAAUCUUUUCAUAAUGAAACCAGGUUAAGAUUCUUCAGGUUAAAUGUAGAAUUUUGGGCCUUAUUUUCAGAAGUGCAUUUGUUUUCCCCAGCUUUUCUAUCAUGGGUCAGGUGCUUUUGCAGAAACUAUUCUGUCCUCAAAAUUUCUUGUUUUCAGCACAGUUGCAGAUGCACUACAGGGGGCAAGCCAAUUGGCACACUGUGAAUGAAAUUACAAGAGCUGUAUUUGGCAAAAGGAAGAGAAAUGUUAGUCCAUGACUGGCAAAAGCAUUGGAAGUUGAUGGCAAGUUCCCCGGUACACAAACAGGGAAGCAAAUCAUGCAGGCAAUUUCAAGAAGGAAUUGGAAUUUUUUUUUAAUGGGAAUAGGUGGAUAUUGGAUGGAUUAGGGAGAUGAUAUUUGAAAUGAUACUGGCAAAACAGACCGUAAUGGUCUUUUCUGGUCCUGCACAUUCAUUUGCUCCAGUGAGAAAAGACAUCCUCCAAGGGAAAAGGUAAAUUUUUUGUGCCUUGUCUUCUUUGAACUUUUUAUUAAUUUAGGAUUUUUUAUGUAUUAUUUCAAUUUUAAAGAUACCUAUAAGAGCAACAAUAUACAGUAACCUCAGGUGAGAAAUUUGUUGUCCACCAUAAAAUUAUGAUGUAGUGCAACAGGCAGUCAUUCAAUGAGUAACACAGUUGGUGAAUCGGAAGCCUCAGACGUGGUAUUCAGGGAUAGGCCACAUCACUACUAGAUUUUCAGGAUUUAAUCUUGACAUUUAAUUCGGUCUCAGCCAGAGAUCAAAAAUCAAACACAAAUUAAAAUAUCUGCUAAGAUGUUAUUUCUGUCCUGUCAAAAGUACUGUGUUUCCAAAAUCAAUGUGUAUGCUGGGAUUUAACCUUCCUUGUUAUUUUGCUACAGUCAUCUAUUUGCAUAUUGUUAAUUGUCUGAAAACUGGUUGCAGUUCAGCACUUAGGCAGGCAUGCCUUCUGAUGAUGUGCAAAUAAUAUGCAAGCCAUGAGCUGGAAAUAUUAUGAAAAGACAAUUUGUCAGAAAAGGCAAAUAUUUGAAAAUCAGGAUCAUUAUUCACAAAAGCGCAUUAUUUUUAUGUUCCUUGAUCUUCCUCCACUUUGUCUAUAAAAUGCUAAGCCUUAAACUGUUUUCAGCUAUCAUAGAUUUUAGGGUAUUGAACAAUUUCUAUUCGAAAAGCACCAUAAACUAGCCGUGCAGAAAGGGUUAAUGUCUAACACUGCAUCACAUGUGCUCCAUCACUCUCAAUUUGUAUGUGGGAUCUUUGCAUUUUUGUAAUAAAAUAAAUCUAUGAAAUGCUUAGGUUUCUUUUGCAAAACAUUACUCUUGGGCAAUUUUUAAAAUGACUUUCAGACACAAGACAUCUCAGUUUUCAUUUUCCUCUAUUAAAUAUGUUUUCACAGAAUUUCUUAUUUAUGUUAUUCUUAAUUUUGAA